AUUGAGCUGCUUGUGAAUUUACAAAUUUGGGUGAGGAGCGAUGGGGAAAAAAUAAAAUUAGGGUGAGGAGUUUGGAUAGUGCGGCGAGGCGACUGGAAGAAGAGCGAGCGAGAGAGGAGAGACGAGAGACAUACGUACCGAGGCCUCUUCCGAGUGUUCGAGUGUAACCUAUACUUCUUUAUAAACGACGAGAGCUAUUUAAUUUUAGAGCUAGAUUAUAAUUUCAGUGUUUCGCGCUUGGAUUACUUAUUCAAUCAUGUCUGACAAGAAGCUUGUUGUUUUAGGUAUUCCUUGGGAUAUCGACACCGAUGGAUUGAGGGAUCAUAUGUCCAAAUUUGGGGAUUUGGAUGACUGCAUUGUUAUGAAGGAUCGGUCUACUGGGCGGUCUCGAGGUUUUGGAUAUGUAACAUUUACAAGUGUAGAUGAUGCUAAGAGUGCAUUGGCUAGUGAGCACUCAUUAGGCGAUAGAGUCCUGGAUGUAAAAGUUGCUACUCCGAAGGAGGUUAUGCGAGUACCUUCCAAGAAAGUCAGUAGGAUAUUUGUAGCUCGGGUCCUCCCAUCUGUAACAGAAGCUGAAUUCAGGAGUUACUUUGAGAAAUACGGUGAAAUAACAGAUCUAUAUAUGCCAAAGGAUCCUAGAUCCAAAGGACACCGAGGAAUUGGGUUCAUCACUUUCGCAAACCCAGAAUCCGUGGAUGAUCUGAUAGCUGAGAGUCAUGAAUUAGGAGGUUCUGCUGUAGUUGUGGACCGAGCAACUCCUAAGGAGGAAGACUUCAGACCAGUUAGUCGAAUGCCAUUGGAGCGCCAGCCAGGUGGUUAUGGUGCCUACGAUUCCUACAUCAAUGCAGCAACUAGAUAUGCUGAUCUAGGUGCACCAACUAGAUAUGAUUAUCCUGGUGCUAUGUAUGGAAGGGGACAAUCUGGUCGUGGAAUAAGCAAAAAGAUAUUUGUUGGCCGGCUUCCUCAAGAGGCAAGUAUUGAAGAUCUUCGCCAGCAUUUUGGUGAAUUCGGCCGUAUUAUCGAUGUUUAUAUUCCAAAGGAUCCAAAGAGAAGUGGUCACAGGGGUUUUGGUUUUGUGACCUUUGCUGAUGAAGGGGUUGCUGAUAUUGUGUCUCGAAGGUCGCAUGAGAUCUGUGGACAGCAGGUUGCAAUUGAUUCAGCUACGCCUGUUGAUGAUGCCGGUCGCAGUGGACAUCACAUGAUGGAUGAACCUGAGCCAUUUGCUGAUUAUGCUGGUCCAACACGGACGUACGGGAGGAUGUAUGGAAGCCUGGAUUUUAAUGAUUGGGGUGGUUAUGGAAUUGGUGAGGGAAGACCAGGUGGUUAUGGUCCUUAUGGGAUCAAUGGCGGAAGGCCUGGGGGUUAUGGGAUUGGUGGGGGACGGCCGGGUGGUUAUGGAAUCAGUGGGGGGAGACCGGGUGGUUAUGGAAUCGCAGGAAGACCAGAUGGUUAUGGAACUGGUGGGGGAAGACCACCAUCAAGAGCUGAUUCGAGGUAUAGGCCUUACUAGAAUUUUAAAUCUGAGGCCAAGUGGAGCUGGCUUAGUGACAGCUGAUGGUGUACCCUGUUCCUUCCCUACCAAAACAAGAAUCUAGGCUGCUAUCAUCUAAUGUUACAAAUACUGAAACUUUCUUCUGUGUUUUUUUUUUUUUUUUUAACUUGUAAACAGAUCUGUCAACAUUUUAAUUUUGUGUUUGGAUGUGGAUCACUAUCAUUUCCUUGUAUACAAGGAAGAAAGUUCCUUUAAUCUGUUUUGAAUAUUAUGCAAUUUGGUUACAUAUUUCAGAUUUAA
Daucus carota subsp. sativus is the source of this 1792-nucleotide messenger RNA. Its product is annotated as heterogeneous nuclear ribonucleoprotein 1. NCBI's taxonomy places the organism in Eukaryota, Viridiplantae, Streptophyta, Magnoliopsida, Apiales, Apiaceae. Gene Ontology annotation, molecular function: RNA binding. Gene Ontology annotation, biological process: regulation of gene expression. The coding region runs from base 257 to 1510 and encodes 417 amino acids. The record is from RefSeq and is a predicted model, not a curated record. Gene Ontology annotation, cellular component: chromatin; nucleoplasm. The transcript has 14 exons.